Durusdinium trenchii is the source of this 1614-nucleotide messenger RNA. The record is from the annotation of a GenBank genome assembly. Lineage: Eukaryota; Dinophyceae; Suessiales; Symbiodiniaceae.
AUGGAGGGGCUGGUGCGCUCCGCGCGUAGCAUUGAGGCAGACUUGGAGGAAAUUUGCCGGCGCUCCCAGAAGGUCAAGGAGAGUGUGGAAGGGAUGCUCUCCGGCCUCCCGCAGCAGAUCGAAGAGCCGGACGGCACCGACCUGAUGCUCCCGGAGUCCUUGAAGGACUUUUGGGUCGUGCAGCAGGCCAACAGCUCGUACGCCAUGGGAAAGAACCGCGAGGAUGUGUUCGAACGGCGAAAGGCUUUCCCUUUGUAUGGCAUGUGGGAAGAGCUGAGCGCCAGGGCCGAAGCCAUGCGGUCACAGACGACUCUCAAGCAUUCCAAGUCCUUCAUCAAUCUGAAGUUGACCAACGCCUUGGAGGACACACAUGUUCAGACCCCGAACGAGGAUGAACAGGUGAACUCCUGUAAACGCACGCUGGCGGACCCUCACUCGGAGUUCCGCUUGCUUUGGUCGUUUUGUGCUUUGCUCUUCGUGGUCUUCGAUGCGAUCUCCAUCCCCGUCAUGGUGAGUUGGGAGGUGCCCAGCGCUGAAUUGGUGGGCAUUUUGGUGCCCAUGAACCUCUACUGGACCAUCGACAUGUUCUUCAGUGCCCAGACAGGCUUCUAUGAGCAUGGCCUACUAGUGCGAUCCUCUGGUCGGACACUGCAGCAUUACCUGCGGACUUGGUUCGUCUUUGACGUCAUCGUCAUCUCCUUCGAUUGGGUGAUGAUCAUCUUGGAGGAGGCCUCUGCCGUCGGCUCCAGUGCUCGGGUGCUGCGUGCCUUCCGCAUGAUCCGCAUCAUUCGCCUCUUGCGCCUGGCCAAGUUGCAAGCAAUCGUGCAGGUGGUUGAGGAUUCCUUGGGUGUAUCCUAUACCCAAGCCUUUCAGUUGCUGCUGGCAGUUGUGAAGGCGUUGCUCGUGAUCCUCUUUAGCGUGCAUGUGCUGGGCUGCUUUUGGUACCUCAUCGGUCGUUUGGCCGAGGAAAGUCAGGAGCAGGACAACUGGCUGCGUGUGUACAUGAUGACGACGAAACCCGGGCCAGUCCAGUACCUAGCCAGCUGCCAUUGGAUUCUGGGCCAAUUCACUCCGGCUCCAAGUAGCAUUCAUGCGACAAACACCCCAGAACGGUCCUACAAUGUCUUCGUGAUCUUCUUCUCCUUGCUGGUGGUUGGCAGCUGCAUCAGCCGUGUCUCUGCCACCAUCCAGCAAGUCAUCAAGCUGAACAGCGAGGUCAGUGACCGUAAACGGUCGGUGGCGAUGUACUUGAAGAUGAACAAGAUCAGCACGCACCUCUGCAUCCGGGUUCUCCGCUUCGUGGACCACAGCCUCACACGGCACAAGGCGGCACCCUUGGAUACGACGCUUCUCUCGCAGAACUUGAUCAACGAGCUUCACAUGGACCGGCGGGGGCCCAUCCUACGCCGGCAUGGCAUGUAUGGCUUCUUGGAGUCCAUCUCUGCCAAGGCCUUCACACGACUCUGUGGUCUGUUGCAGUUGACGGUCUUCGAGGACCAAGAAGUGAUCUUUGCCAGCUUCACUGAGGGGAGUGGGAUGUACAUUUUGGGCCCCGGCACCUAUCAGGAGCAGGUGGAGGACGAGGUUCACCGGCUUCACCAGAUGGAGCACUAA